AUGGCUUGCUUUUAUAAUGUGGCCACUGAUCCCCUUGCUCCCGGGAUCACCGGCGGAUCCCCCUGCACACCUGUGGAGGCGCGGCCUGGUGGGAGGAGGGGCGGCUGCGGCCGGGGGACGACCAGGAGGAUUGGGAGGGUAGGGGUGCCGGAGGGCAGCCGCAGCUGUGAGCCCAGCCGCGUGGGGCAGGUGCGGCCCCUCAGCGCCCGCUCAGGAGUGAAGAGCGCCGCGGGCACUUCCGGGAGGGAGGGUCUGCGCCCUGGGGCUCGCUGUCCCCACGCGGAGUCUGCAGCGGAGGAAGGGGUGUGGUCGCCGCUCUCGGGACCAUGCCGGCAGCCCUGGGGCUGGGUCUGCGCUCUUCUCACCCCUGGCCUGCCGCAAAGCCUCAGCGAGCUCGGAUCCCCCCCGUGGAGGCUGCGGGCGGGGGCUGAGUACUGGCGAGGGAGGCUUCUUUACUCCCUCAGCCCUGAAGGAAGGAAGUGUGGGAUCCGUGCGGUUGAUAUGAAAAGUACAGAAACUGUUUUGGAAACUGGGUUCUUCCCUAGAGUUACUGGUUGGAGAAAUUCAACAGUCGGCAGAUAUCCGUGGUGGGUCUCCCUAAAAUCAGGUGAGCAUCACUUCUGUGAAGGAAGCUUGAUCCAGGAGGAUCUGGUUGUUACCGCAGCACACUGCCUGGUUGGCCUCAAUGAGAAGCAAAUUAAGAGUCUGACUGUGACUGCUGGGCAACACAGCCUCUCCCAGAAGGGUGUACACGAACAGAAGAGUCCUGUCUCAAUAAUUAUUAUCCAUCCUGAGUACCACAGACAUGGAUAUAUGAGUUCUGAUAUUGUACUGCUCUACCUAGAACACAAAGUUGAGUUUGGAACUGCUGUUCAGCCAAUCUGUCCUCCCCAUAGAGAUGAGAAAUCUGAAGCAGGGAUUCUUUGCAUGACCAGUGGAUGGUGCAAGAUCUCAGAGACAUCAGAAUAUUCAAAUGUCCUAUGAGAAGUAGAACUUCCCCUCAUGGAUGACAGAAUGUGUAAUAGUGUGCUCAAGCAUGUGAACUUUCCUCUUCUGGGAAGGACAAUGAUGUGUGCCAGGUGUCCAGAUGGGAAAAAGGAUGCCUGCCAAGGAGACUCUGGAGGUCCAUUUGUUUGUAGAAGAGACAGUGGAAUCUGAGUCCUUAUUGGGAUAAGUUCUUGAAGAGCUGGUUGGACUAGAGAUUGGACUUCUUUAAGAAAAAACCAUAAAAGGGCAUCGCUGGGCAUUUUCUCCAAGGUGUUUGAGUUGAUGGAUUUUGUCACUCAGAACAUAUUCACAGCUUGUAGAUCUCAAGGAACCAUGUUAUUUGGAGAAAAUGGCAAGAUUCGUUACCCCCAUUCCAAAGAGAGAAGCUUUUCUCGUAAUUGCUUAUGUAUGUGGAGAAUAACAGUACCAGAAAAUAAAAUUAUGAUGGUAAAAUUUACAAGCUUAGACAUACAAAAUCAAAUUGGAUGUGACCAUGACUAUAUAUCUUUACAAUCGAGCAAUGGAGUGCUUAUUAGUAAGGUCUGUGGAGGUCUUUUGCCUCCAUCCUUGCUGACAGAAACCAAUGAGGCCACAGUUACAUUUGUUUCUAGGACAGGAAAGAGUGGCAGCAGGUUUGAGCUGACCUUUACUGCCAUAUAGAAGAACUCAGGAGCAGGCUGGGGGAGUGUGGCUGUACUGGUGGAAGGAAGGACAGUUCACUCUGCCAAUUAUCCUCACAUUGUAAGGUGUCAUUGCUUCAUUCAUGCUCCAGAGAAACACAUUGUACAAUUGGAAUUUGAGGACUUUAUCACUGAAUUUAGCCAAAACUGUGUUUAUGAUGUGGUUGUGACUUACAGUAACCCUGAAGAGGAGCACGAGUUAGCUAAAUUUUGUGGAAUCUUGAACUUUACUCCAAUAUUCAGUCCUAAUAACAUAUUGGUGAUUCACUUUAAAAGUGAUGGUGAAAAUACCUUCCAGGGCUUUAAGGUUACAUUUACCUUUUUGCUCUCAGAGAUUAGGGAUAAAUUUACCCCCUCCCCACCCCACCCCCGAGUCAAUCCCCUGUCUUCUGCAAAGGCUAUUCUGUGUGACAUCUGUGGCAUCCCUCCAUUUAGUCUCCAGUGGCUUUCAAGAAGAAUUGUAGAGGGGGACGAAGCCUGCCCCCACUGCUGGCCAUGGCAGGUGGGCGUGAGGUUCCUAGGCAGUCACCAGUGUGGAGAGCCCAUCCUCAGCCCUACUUGGAUUCUGACCGCAGCCCACUGUGUGCAAUCGAAAAAUAAUCCUCUCUUCUGGACCAUUGUCACUGGACACCGUGACAGAACCCUGAAGGAACCAGCUGAGCAGGUAAGAAGGGCAAAACACAUCCUGGUGUGAGAAGCCUUUGAUAGAUGGAAUCAUGACUCUGACGUUGCCCUGAUAGAGCUGAGCUCUCCUCUGGAGUUCAACUCCAUCGUGAGGCCUGUGUGUCUCCCACAAAACAUGGAACGGCUCUUUCCCUCGAAGACCAGUGCUGUGACUGGAUGGGGGAGACUCAGUGAAGACGGCGGCCUAGCAAGGAGCUUCCAACAGAUCCAGGUGCUUGUGUUGGAAAGAGAGGUCUGGGAACGUGCUCACUCCUCUCACCAAGGAGGGCUCACGGAGAAGAUGACGUGUGCUGACUUAGCAGCCUCUGGAGGGAGAGACUUCUGUCAGGGAGACUCUGGUGGCCCAUUAGUAUGUAGACAUGAAAAAGUUCUCUUUGUCCUAUACAGCAUUGCCAGUUGGGGGGCUGGCUGUGCCCAGCCAGGGAAGCCAGGUGUAUUUACCAGGGUGAGUGUCAUCUUGGACUGGAUCCAAUCCAAAAUCAAAGGUCCUGUUUCACUUCAGAUAAGUAAGGAAAGCAAAACAUUACGAAGACGACAGUUGCCACCACCCACACCUUCAACAGACGAUGCAUCUGGACCAGGUUGUUACUCUGAGGUGGAACUAGAAGAGCCCAGAGGCUUUUUUGCAGCUCCAGGAUAUCCACCUAAUUAUAGAGGAGAACUGGAAUGUUCUUGGGUGCUCAGGUUGUCUCCGAGCAGUAUGGCAAAAUUGACGGUUAAGUACCUGUCGCUGCCUUGGUCUCCUGUGUGUCCAGAUUCAGUUAUGACUGUUUAUGAAGAAAACCACGAUGAGAAAAGUGUGUCUGCAAUUACUGUCUUCCAACAUUGUGAUUUUUUUUUCACGUUUGUGGUUUGUGUUUUCUCUAUUGAACGUGAGCUUUCAGGGGCUAAAGCUUUCAUCUCCUCAUCUGAAGACUCUCCAGUGUCUGGAACAAGGGCUUACCCAAUGAUUUUCAUGAGCUCCGGACCCCUAGUGAGAGUGGUAUUUUGUUCGUUUGUGCAAGGUUCUUUGGGCAUAAGUUACAUUGUUUUUAGAGUCCAAGGUCCAAAGGGCAGUAAAGCUACCAAAUUUCUCCAGAGUUCAAAGCAAGAACGUACAGCCACUUGGGAGGAUGUUAUUCUGACUAAACCAGGAGGAAUCAUACAGAUCCCAGGAUACUCUCACAGAACUAUUGUGAGUUGCCACAGGAAGUUAUUAGCCCCUUUACAUCAUGUUGUUUGCCUUGAUAUUAUCAACUUCCAGAUGAAGCCGACACCUUUGGCCUGUCAGGGUCACAUGUGGGUUUAUGAAGGAUUAGGCAAAAAAUUUAUAGAGAUAACCAUAGAAAGCUAUACUGGCAAACAGCCAACCCAAGAACCAUGUGAAAUUUCUGUUGUGGACCUGUUUCUAAUGCAAGGGUCUGAGAGAAACACACAGGUGCUGUCUGCUAAGUGCGGGGAGCCCUGGAUGGUGGGUGGCCGGGUGGCACCGGCAGGGUCAUGGCCCUGGCUGGUCAGCCUGCAGCACCAAGGACAUUUCUGUGGAGGUGAUCUGAUUGCCAGGCAGUGGGUCCUGACCAUGGCGUCCUGUAUCUUUAGUACUGUCACAGAUGGCCUGGUAAUAGGAAGAAGUUACCUCUCAAACACCAGAAAUGGCAAUCUGGUAUCAGUGAAAGCUGUCUACACUCACCCUGGCUUUGCGCCCUUCCCUCCCACCGAUGAUCUUGAUGAUCUCUCCUUGCUGCAGCUGGACAAACCUGUUGAACUCAAAGACGAAUUUUCUGAAACUGUGCAGGAGGCAGUGGUAUCACUGAUCAGCAGCACAUCUUGUCAAAGCUACUGGGGCUUGGAUAUUAAAAACAGCGACAUAUGCAGAGGGGCUGCGGGCUCAUCCUCAUGCAUGCCACCCUUUGAAAAUACAGAUUUUGAUCUGAUUCAGAGAUCUGUAACAUCCGCCAACUGCCGAGUUCUCUCUGCUGUUGGAGAUUCUGGAGGACUGCUGCAAUGUGUCCACAAUGGACAGUACGAGUUCAUUGGUAUUGUGAGUUGGGGCAGCAGGAACUGCCAGCCCCCGGCACCCACAGUCUUUGCCAGAAUUUCUGCCUACAGGGACUGGAUCGCAUCUGUCACUGGAGGAGAAUUAACAUUUAUAAAGCCCAGAACAUAUCCUAUAACAAUAGGAAUUAAGAGCAAACAGGGAAAACGGAGGAAAGAAAUUAAGGAAACCAAUCAAGAAAACUUCCUCGAACCAAAGGGCAUGAGUUGCCAGACUGAAAGGAGUGACUGGAUACACAGAGCACCAACGAAGACGUGGAUCUGUAUCAGAGACAUCACGGAGAAACUCGAGAGUAGCACGGACAAGAAGAUGAUGUAA
This is a messenger RNA of Lontra canadensis (Northern American river otter), 4704 nucleotides long. RefSeq names its product ovochymase 1 (gene OVCH1). Lineage: Eukaryota; Metazoa; Chordata; Mammalia; Carnivora; Mustelidae. The record is from RefSeq and is a predicted model, not a curated record. Gene Ontology annotation, molecular function: serine-type endopeptidase activity. Gene Ontology annotation, biological process: proteolysis.